CUGAUGCUGAUAACGAAGGACUCUAAGUUCAAGCCCUAUCACUCUUAACCUGUUAGUCGUUUGUUAUUUAAAAUUAUUUUAAUCAACCAUUAAACUCAACAAACUACCUAUGUAAAGAAUUAAGGUAGGCUAAAAAUGCUAUAAACUUUGUAUUAAUUUCCAUACAAGUCACAGUUUAUAAUUAGUCUAGGAAUACAUUGACCAAAAUUAUAAUAAGAAUAAAGUGCUUUUACAUAAAACUACAUAAAGUUGUUCUAAAGAUAUACUUAGGAUGUCAAUGAUUUUAAGGAACUUACUUCGCACCAGACACUUGUCCAGAUAUUUUUCAUGUUCAAGUACUAGCAAAAUGUUAUCUACAACUCUAUCUACAAAUGAGGUGUCAGUUGAAGUUCUUGAGGAGGCAGACUCAGGAGUAAUUGUUUUUGGCUUGAAUAGGCCUUCAGCUCGUAAUGCUCUAGGCAGCUCCUUAACAUCCUCAUUGAUGAAUGCUGUUGAGAAAAUUCAUUUGGACCAAAACGCUCGUGUAGUGGUAUUGAGAAGUUUAGUUCCAGGUGUAUUUUGUGCCGGUGCGGACUUGAAGGAAAGAAUCAAACUUUCUAAUCAUGAGGUCAGUGUUAUGGUAGGUAGAUUAAGCGCUUUGGCUACAGCUAUAGAAAAUAUUCCUAUCCCAACGAUAGCAGCAAUUGAUGGUUCUGCUUUUGGAGGUGGCUUAGAGAUAGCAUUAGCCUGUGAUAUGAUUGUGGUUUCAGAAAACGCUAAACUUGGGCUGGUAGAAACAAAGUUGGCUAUUUUGCCAGCAGCUGGAGGUACUCAAAGACUGACGAGGCUUAUUAAUCCUGCAGUCGCCAAAGAACUUAUUUAUUGUGCUAGAAUAUUCAAUGGCAGUGAGGCCAAAGAUUUUGGACUAGCUAACCAUUCUGUAAAACAAAAUUCCUCGUCUGAUGCUGCUUUUCAAAAGGCUCUGGACAUUAGUCGACAAAUUAUAGUGAAUGGACCUCUUGGUGUGAAGAUGGCAAAACUUGCAAUCAACAAAGGUCUUCAAACUGAUAUUCAGACCGGUUGUAAGAUUGAACAGCUAUGUUAUGCCCAGGUCAUUCCGACUAAAGACCGAAUUGAAGGUUUAAAGGCCUUUAAAGAAAAUAGAGCUCCAAACUACAAAGGUGAAUAGACAAUGAAUUAAUAAGUUUAUUAGAGAAGAUAAUUUUAUAUUUGAAGAAAAGGUAAGCUUUCUGUACUUGGUGACAUAAUCUCCAUUUUUACUGUUACUAUACAGUAAAAACUUACUUCUUUUUUAUUAAUUGAAAUGUGAUUCUUACCAGUUUCACUCAUCUUGAAACUCAAGUGUCAACGGGGUAGUAGUUGUAGAUAAGUUGUAUAUAUUUAUAGGGUUGACUCGCAUAUGACUUGAAUAACUUGUAGGCCCUUCUACCAAUUGAAUUUGUUGUCAAAAUAUACAUUUGGUUUAUUUUAUCAGCUAAAUCAUCUUUACUUGGGAUUUGCCUUUGAGGUUGACUUUAGAACUAUGAUGUUGUAUUGGCUAUUUUUUCAUUCACUCUCAAAU
This is a messenger RNA of Macrosteles quadrilineatus (aster leafhopper), 1561 nucleotides long. RefSeq names its product methylglutaconyl-CoA hydratase, mitochondrial-like. Gene Ontology annotation, molecular function: enoyl-CoA hydratase activity. The record is from RefSeq and is a predicted model, not a curated record. Gene Ontology annotation, cellular component: mitochondrion. Gene Ontology annotation, biological process: fatty acid beta-oxidation. Lineage: Eukaryota; Metazoa; Arthropoda; Insecta; Hemiptera; Cicadellidae. The coding region runs from base 272 to 1168 and encodes 298 amino acids. The transcript has a single exon.